Linum trigynum is the source of this 2976-nucleotide messenger RNA. The record is from the annotation of a GenBank genome assembly. NCBI's taxonomy places the organism in Eukaryota, Viridiplantae, Streptophyta, Magnoliopsida, Malpighiales, Linaceae.
AUGGAGGAGCAAUCAGUAACCCCUCCAGGGAAGCGGAAGGCGCCCGAGGAAGGCGAAGUUGAGGAUACCCCUCGGCAGGAUUCUGCUCAGAAGCGUCAGAAUGCGACGAGGAGUUGCGUGCAUGAGGUAGCAGUGCCUAGUGAUUAUACCUCUCCUAAAGAUGGAGCUAACUAUGGAACUCUGUCGAAUCCAGUGUACAAUGGUGAGAUGGCCAAAACCUACGAGUUUGUGCUCGAUCCGUUUCAGAAGGUAUCCGUUGCCUGUUUGGAAAGAAAAGAGUCUGUUCUCGUCUCUGCGCAUACUUCGGCUGGGAAGACAGCAGUGGCUGAGUAUGCGAUUGCAAUGGCAUUUAGAGAUAAGCAGAGGGUUAUAUAUACUUCCCCGCUGAAAGCUUUGAGUAACCAAAAAUAUAGGGAGUUGCAGCAUGAGUUUGAAGAUGUUGGUUUGAUGACUGGUGAUGUGACGCUCUCACCCAAUGCUAGUGUUUUGGUGAUGACAACGGAGAUUCUUAGGGGAAUGCUUUACCGGGGAUCGCAGAUUUUGAAGGAAGUUGCAUGGGUUAUCUUUGAUGAAAUCCAUUACAUGAAAGAUCGUGAGAGAGGGGUUGUUUGGGAGGAGAGUAUCAUCUUUUUGCCACCAGAGAUUAAAAUGGUUUUCCUCUCUGCCACAAUGUCGAAUGCUACAGAGUUUGCAGAGUGGAUUUGCCGUGUGCACAAGCAGCCUUGUCAUGUGGUAUAUACUGAUUUCAGGCCGACACCUUUGCAGCAUUAUGUCUUCCCUGUUGGUGGAUCUGGCCUAUACCUUGUUGUUGAUGAGAAUGAACAGUUCAGAGAGGAGAAUUUUAUGAAGCUGCAGAAUUCCUUCUCAAAACAGAAAACCGGUGAUGGGAAUAAGAGUGCUAAUGGUAAAGGAGGCGGUAGGAUUGCAAAAUCCGGGAAUGCUUCUGGAGGGUCGGACAUAUACAAAAUUGUGAAGAUGAUUAUGGAGCGGAAGUUUCAACCUGUUAUCGUUUUCAGCUUUAGUAGAAGAGAGUGUGAACAGCAUGCAAUGUCCAUGUCUAAGCUGGACUUUAAUACACCAGAGGAGAAGGAAAUGGUGGACCAAGUGUUCAAUAAUGCAAUACAAUGCUUGAAUGAAGAAGAUAGAAGUUUGCCUGCUAUUGAAUUGAUGUUGCCACUACUUCAGCGAGGUAUCGCUGUACAUCAUUCUGGUCUGCUUCCUGUCAUUAAGGAAUUGGUCGAGCUUCUUUUCCAAGAAGGCCUUGUAAAGGCAUUAUUUGCUACAGAAACAUUUGCAAUGGGUUUAAACAUGCCUGCCAAGACUGUUGUUUUUACAGCGGUUAAGAAGUUUGAUGGUGAUAGUCACCGUCACAUAGGAUCUGGUGAAUAUAUCCAGAUGAGUGGAAGAGCUGGUCGGCGUGGCAAAGAUGAUCGCGGUAUCUGUAUCAUAAUGAUUGAUGAGCAGAUGGAGAUGGAGACUCUCAAAGAUAUGGUUCUGGGUAAACCAGCUCCUCUAGUUAGUACUUUUAGGCUGAGCUACUAUUCCAUUUUAAACUUAAUGAGCCGUGCGGAAGGCCAGUUCACUGCCGAGCAUGUGAUUAGAAAUUCGUUCCACCAAUUUCAAUAUGAAAAGGCUUUACCUGAUAUUGGCAACAAGGUUUCAAAACUUGAACAGGAAGCUGCUACCUUGGCUUCAUCUGGAGAUGGCAAAAUUGCUGAAUAUCAUAAGCUGAAGCUAGAAAUAGUGCAACUAGAGAAAAAGAUGAUGACAGAAAUCACAAGGCCUGAAAGAGUACUUUAUUAUUUAUGCCCUGGUCGACUGGUCAGAGUCAGAGAAGGUGGAACAGAUUGGGGUUGGGGAGUUGUAGUGAAUGUUGUGAAGAAGCCCUCUUCAGGGAUGGGUGCACUGCCCUCUCGUGGUAGUGGCUACAUAGUGGAUACUUUACUUCACUGCACACAGGGACCAAGUGAGGGUGGCUCAAGGCCCAAACCUUGUCCUCCCCGGCCUGGGGAGAAAGGAGAGAUGCAUGUGGUCCCUGUUGAGCUCCCUCUGGUUUCUGCUCUCAGUAAAGUGAGAAUUACCAUUCCAUCUGAUCUCCGACCAUUGGAAGCAAGGCAAAGUAUACUUAUAGCACUGGAAGAACUAGGAUCUCGGUUUCCUGAAGGUCUUCCAAAACUUAAUCCAGUGAAGGAUAUGAAAAUUGAAGAUCCUGAAAUUGUUGAGUUGGUCAAGCAAAUAGAAGAACUGGAAAGGAAGUUACAUGCACAUCCAAUGCAUAAGUCUCAAGAUGUGAAUCAAAUUAAAAGUUUCCAAAGGAAGGCAGAGGUGGAUCAUGAAAUUCAACAACUCAAGUUAAAAAUGCGAGACUCUCAGCUGCAAAAAUUUCGUGAUGAACUCAAGAACCGUUCACGAGUCUUGAAAAGACUUGGUCAUAUAGAUGGUGACAGUGUUGUUCAGCUAAAGGGUCGGGCAGCCUGUUUGAUAGACACAGGAGAUGAACUUCUUGUAACUGAACUCAUGUUUAAUGGUACCUUCAAUGACCUUGAUCAUCACCAAGUUGCAGCUCUUGCAAGUUGUUUCAUUCCGGUGGACAAAUCAAACGAGCAAAUACAUUUGAGAACCGAGCUUGCUAAACCAUUACAACAGCUCCAAGAAAGCGCAAGAAAAAUAGCAGAGAUACAAUACGAGUGCAAGUUGGAAAUAAAUGUAGACGAGUACGUCGAGUCAACUGUGCGGCCAUUCUUGAUGGACGUGAUUUACUGUUGGUCAAAGGGAGCUAGUUUUGCAGAAGUUAUACAGAUGACUGAUAUCUUCGAGGGCAGUAUCAUUCGAAGCGCCAGACGGUUGGAUGAAUUCUUGAACCAGUUACGUGCAGCUGCUCAGGCCGUCGGAGAAACCAGUUUGGAGGAGAAAUUCGUAGCAGCUUGCAAAAGCCUUCAACGUGGGAUUAUGUUCGCAAACUCUCUGUAUCUGUAA